UCUUACGCACAUACACACACGAGAGAGAUAGAGAUAGAGAGAGAGAGAGAGAGAGAGGGGUGGUUUUUAGGCUUAUAAUAAUAUACGGAGGAGAAGGGUUAGGGAAGCAAUGGUGGAGAUGAACGGAGGGGUCGGGGUGAGGGCGAGGAGCUGCGGCGGCGGCGGGGGUGGCGAGGGGUGUUGGAGGCUCGUCGACGAGCUGAGCAGCAGCCGCGGCGGAAGUAGCUGUGCGGCGGCGGCGGCGGCGGCGGCGGCGGCGGAGUCGGAGUACGUGCGGCGGUUCCACCGCCACGAGCUCAGAGAGAACCAGUGUAGCUCUACGCUCUUCAAGCACAUCAAAGCCCCCGUUCACCUCGUUUGGUCUCUGGUGAGGAGGUUUGAUCAGCCUCAGAAGUACAAGCCCUUUGUGAGUAGAUGCGUGGUGCGAGGCGAUCUGGAGAUCGGGAGCGUGCGGGAAGUCGACGUUAAAUCCGGCCUCCCCGCGACUACGAGCACCGAAAGAUUGGAACUUCUUGAUGACAAUGAACACAUUCUCAGCAUCAAGAUCGUUGGAGGGGAUCAUAGGCUCAAGAACUACUCGUCGGUCCUAUCCGUCCAUCCGGAGACCAUCGACGGGCGGCCCGGGACGCUGGUGAUCGAGUCCUUCGUGGUGGACGUGCCCGAUGGUAACACCAAGGACGAGACGUGCUUCUUCGUGGAGGCUUUCAUCAAGUGCAACCUCAAAUCCCUAGCCGACGUAUCCGAGCGCCUAGCAGUUCAGGAUCAGACCGACCCAAUCGGAUGGUAAUAAACCGGUUUGACCAGCGGAUCGAUCUAUUUGAAUCGCCGUGAAUAAAAGCUUGGAAGGUUCGCCGAAAAGCUGAGUAGUUUGAGGAGAGUGGUGGUAAUCUGGAUUAGGCUACUGCUCUCUUUCCUCCCUUGUGCAGUCACUUGCUUGACCAUAAUUGUAGUGACCCACCAAACUCGAGAGUAGUACCUUUUCUUUGUUAUCCUGAGAAACUUUUGCUAGGGUUUUAAGGGGCUUCUUUUAUAGGUAGCUGCUUCUUACUCUAGUUUAGUGUACUGCAGGAGUUUGUGUUAAUGUGUGUAAAUAUACUCCAUGCCCCAAAACUUGUGAUUGUAUGGUUUUGGUGACUUAUAAAAGACAAUUUUACCUCAAGUCACAACCUUUAUUGUAUUAGAUACAGUGAGAUACUCUUGGAA
Molecule: messenger RNA, 1203 nt
Organism: Ananas comosus (pineapple)
Lineage: Eukaryota; Viridiplantae; Streptophyta; Magnoliopsida; Poales; Bromeliaceae
Product: abscisic acid receptor PYL8-like
Exons: 3
Coding region: 110-787 (225 amino acids)
Biological process (GO): abscisic acid-activated signaling pathway
Cellular component (GO): cytoplasm; nucleus
Molecular function (GO): abscisic acid binding; protein phosphatase inhibitor activity; signaling receptor activity
Source: RefSeq, a predicted model, not a curated record